AUGGUAUCAGAUUCCCCCGACCUGCUCAAUCCCUUCGCGCAGGUCGCCAGUCCCGCUUCCGCCACCAUGGAUGACAACCCCGUCGUGUCCCAUCGCUCCUCGCAGCACGGCGCCGACGGCGUCCUCAACGCUGUCCCCCUGGCCAACGCACCGCCGGCUCCAGCACCUGUCGCGCCCGCGGUGCCCGUCAUCCCUCCUCCUCCUCCUACAGCACCUGUCGCCUCCGCGAUCCUGCAGACCGUGGACAUCCGUCGUCAUUGGCGCCGCCACUUCGACACCGUCAUCGGCAUGUUCGGCCUCCGCACUCACGUCGACGCCACGGCCAUCCACCGCCACGAUGAUCCCGAGUGGGGCAUGGCUGAUCACGUCAUCGUCCACUGGUUCUACACCACCAUAUCGCUGGACCUGCUCGACGCCGUCAUGCAGCCAGACGACACUGCUCUGGCCGUCUGGACUGCGGUCCAUGGAAUCUUCCGCGACAACCACCUCGCUCGCGCUGUCUACCUCGACGCCGAGUACCACGCUGUCGUUCAGGGCGACAUGUCGAUCAUGGCGUACUGCACCAAGAUGAAGUCGUUCACGGAUCAACUCCGCGACCUCGGGCAGCCGGUAACCGACUCGCGGCAGGUCUUCAACCUGCUCCGCGGUCUGAACCGGCAGUUCCACUCCGCCAUCCCUCACAUCACCUCGCAGGUCCCGCUCCCGUCGUUCCUGCAGGUGCGCUCCUGCGUCCUGCUUGAGGAACACCGAGCAGAGCAGUCGACCACUCGCCAGCAGUCUGCGCACGCUCUCGUCGCCGGGCGUGGCGGCUCUCCUAUACCACCCACACCCCCGCCCAGCAACACCAACCAAGGGCGUGGGCGCGGACGCCGCCGCAGACGUGGCAACGGCAUUGGUGGCCCGCCCACGCCGUCCUCCCAGGCUCCCCGCCCUCCCCCGGCGUACCCCACGCCUGCACCCGGCACCAACGCAUGGACCGGCAUGGUCCAGGCUUGGCCGAUGCCUUGGCGCGCGCCUAGAGCUGGAGUGCUCGGCCCCCGCCCUGGUACGCCGUACCAGCAGGCCAUGUUCGCCGCCCCGUCGCCGGCUGCACCAUACGGCUACGGCGCUACCCUCCCCGGCUACGGCGUCAUUCCACCCGUCUCCGGCGUCCUGUCAGGCUACAGGCACCCCGGCGCCAGCUCGUCGACUGCAACCCACCAGCCAUGGGACAUGGCCUCGCUCCAGGCCGCCCUCCACAGCGCCUCGGCCAGCCCUUCCUCCUCUGGCAGCGCACCGGAGUGGUACCUCGACUCCGGCGCCGCGGCGCACAUGACGUCCUCCCCUGGACCUACGAACCAGGGUGGUGAUUCUCCGAUGUGACUCCGACGGCGAUCUCUAUCCCGUGGUGCGGCCAUCCGUCCAUUCCCCGGGCAUCUUCGCUGGCGCCGCCACGACCGACCUGUGGCAUCAACGUCUCGGCCACCCAGGGGCUGCCGCACUCCGCACCGUUGCUGCCGAUCAGUCCCUGGAGUUCUGCCGUGAUCCGCCUGUCUGUCAUGCCUGUCGUGUUGGCAAACACACCUGGCUCCCGUUUCAGACAUCCACCACUGCUAGUUUCUUUCCUUUCCAGCUUUUACACCUUGAUGUAUGGACCGCUCCCGUUGUAAGCAUAUCCGGCUAUCAGUUUUACUUAGUUGUAC
This is a messenger RNA of Aegilops tauschii subsp. strangulata, 1682 nucleotides long. Lineage: Eukaryota; Viridiplantae; Streptophyta; Magnoliopsida; Poales; Poaceae. The record is from RefSeq and is a predicted model, not a curated record.